Pelagomonas calceolata is the source of this 4437-nucleotide messenger RNA. The record is from the annotation of a GenBank genome assembly. Lineage: Eukaryota; Pelagophyceae; Pelagomonadales; Pelagomonadaceae.
CUUUGGCAAAAAACGCUGCGCACGGAGCUCCUAGUGGAUCCGGGACGCAGCAGAAGCUGCGAAAGCGUAGCGACAAAGCCAGGCAUCACUGCCCUUGCAGCUUUUCCCGCUGCGUUACCCUCCCGCAGCGAAUAGCUCGGGAGAGCAUUUCAGGUUCCGGCUGAUAACGAGCGACCGAGAGCGCGGCGCGCCCACACAGUUGCUCGGCCGGCGGCGCCAUACACCCGGACCCUGCUCCUGCACGCGCGUGCCCCGGAAAAUCGUGAGCGCCGUGAAACCGACGCAAGCUCUCGGACGGUGAGAGAACACAUUCACAAAAUGACGCGCACCAACAACUCCGACCCGCCGCAAGGCUUCAGCGUCGGCCUCGUCCUCGGCCGCGCGGACGCCGCGCGCGACCAAUACUUAGCGCGGCACUUCGGCCACACGCACAACCUGUCGGUGCAGACGUUUCCCGACGACGAGUCCGUCGUGUCCGUCCUAGCGAAGCUCGAGACGGGCGACGACAAGGAGCGCGCCGACAAGGCAGCCGCGAGGCUGGGCGCGUGCGGGCUGUCCUCGGUGCCGUCGUGGCUCCGGCCGCACAAGGCCCUCAGUAACGGUGAGGCCGCGCGCGUCGACGUGGCGACGUGCCUCGCGCGCCACGCCGCGUCUCAGAAGCAAUUUUGUGUGGUGAACGACUUUGCGUGCGUGGUCAACCGCGACGCGGCGCGGUCCAUGGCGUGCGCGGUCGGCAAAUACGCGCGGCGCCUAAGAAUGUCGGGCCUGGUCCUCGCGACGGCGCACGACGACGUCUGCGCGUACCUCCAGCCGGACUGGUGCUACGACGUCGCCGCCGACACGUUGUAUUUGCGCCCGACGGACAAGCCCCUACGCCCGAAUGUUUCCUUCGCGUGCGACUGGACGCACGGCGGCCUGCCGAACGCGCGCGACCGCCGCAAGAAUCGCGAGACGGAUCUCGUGCGGGAGAUCACGGCUUCGUAUAGUAUCGAGCCCGAGGCCAUCGAGAAAGUUGUCUUGGGCGACGGCAAGCUGCCCGAGGACUACAAGUGCCAGGUCAAGGUCGACGCCUGCGCCAAGGCAGCGUCGGCGGCGUUCGACUUUGAAUUUGACGGGAGUUGUGUGUUUGCGCCGCCGGACUUCCCGGCGUCGAAAAUCAAGGGCGCGUGGUCCAUCGGCGUGGUCCACGGGCCGAGCGGCUCCGGGAAGACGACGGUGCUGAGACGCGUCUUCAAAGGUGUGGAGGAGGGCAAGGUCGCGACGCGCGAGCCGGACUGGGAUAUGAACGCGACGGUCGCGAAGCUCUUCCGGGACAAGUUCGGCGAGGCCGACGCGGCCGCGCGACUGGACGCCGCCGCCGUCGACGACGACGAGCGGUCGUCGCGGAUCGACCAGCUGACGCAGUGCGGCCGCGCGCGCUGCCAGAUCGCCUGGCUGCUGGCGUCCGAAUGUGUGUUGGACGAGUUCACGAGCCUCGCUGCCCGGCCCCUCGCGCGGCGCGUCGCGGCGGGCGUCGCUGCCUACGUGGCGCAGCACAACCUGCAGCACGUCGUCUGCGCCACAGUCCACGAGGACGUCGUGGCCUUCCUGAAGCCGCGCUGGCUCUUCAUGACGGCGGUCGUGACGACGUGCUGGUGGCAGAAGAACAAGAAGGGCAACGUAUUUGAGGACACGGGCGACACGCGCACGGGCUGUUUAGUACUACUACACGCGGAUCGCCUCGCGGCGACCGACGAGCCCGCGACGACGGACGUGGCGCGGCUCGACGAGCUCUUCGCGGCGCCCUCGGUCAACUUGCAGCUGCAGCGGUGCCCGUACUACCACUUCGACUCGUUCAAGCGCCACCACUACCUGACCGAGGACAUCAACAAGAGCUGCUGGAGCUGGGAGCUCCGGUUGCACGGCCGGCCCAUCGGCUUUCAUAGUGUCAACACAGCUCUAGGCAUGCCCGGCGCCGGGGAAGGGACGAGCGGCGGUAGUCGGGAGCACCGCGUCGUCAUCCUGCCGGACUUCCAGGGCAUCGGGCUGGGCUGGAUGCUGGCCGAGACCGUCGCGGCGCAAUUGACGUCCACAGGAAGACGAGUCACGUCCAUCACGAUGCACCCGACGUUCGGCAAGUGUCGGGAUAGGAGCCCGCGGUGGCGCCCGUCCGCCAGAAACCACAAGGCCGACAAGGAUGAGGCGACGACGGACGUAAGAGGGCGCUCGCUCGCCCAGAAGGCCGGGACCUGGGCGCCGACGACGCGCGACAAACUUAGGCCGUCGUACCGCCACGAAUAUGUGGGAGACCCGGGCGCCGAGCGCGACGCCAUCCUCGCGAACCUGUCGGACACGACGCCGCCGCACACCUGCAAGCUCGUCGGCUGCGCGCACUGUACUACCAACAAAGCCGAGUUCCAGAAGAAGCUCAAGCUCUACAAGCUCUCGCCGACGAACGAGCUCAAGGGCACGUGCUGGGUCGAGGGCGGCCCGCCCGCGCUGUCCGUGCCGCGGCCGCCCGUCUCGACGCUGAAGCGCGAGGACCGCAGCGUGACGAAGCGCCUCGAGGCCGUGAAGGUCGAGGGCGGCCGCGGCCCGCGGUCGAAGAAGGACGUGGAAGCGGAGAAGAAGGCGAAGAAGGACGCGGACCUGUUACAUCGCGAGGCGGUGAAGAAGUUCGACACGCCGGUCGAGUUCGAGGGCGACUGGACGAAAAAGGAGGGGAAGUGGGUCGUGCCCAAGGAAGAUAGGGAGGACUUUAGGACGGACGGGCCGUUGAUCGGGACGAAGGUCUGGCGCAACGUGGACGGCACGGUGCUCGAGGGCGAGGUCAUCGGCGUCGGUUCAUUACUAAUACACGAGGACGACGAGGACCAGGUCGCGUGCGUGCGAGUUGUGUAUGAAAACGGCUUCCAGCAGGACUUGUAUCAUUACGCGGGCGACGACGAGUUCGGCGCGGCGCGGGACGCGUUUGUGAGGUGGGAGGCGUUUAAGAGGAGGGACGCGUCUUCCUUGGAAGUGGAGGGCGGCAACUGGACGCGGGACGAUAGUGGGAAGUGGACGCCGUCGCCGCAGGACGAGGGCGCGUUUUUGCUGGAGGGCGAGCGCAUCGGCGAUCUCGUGCGGACGAACGUCACUUUACAUAAUGGAGACGACGUGCCGUGCGACGGCGUGGUCAUCGGGGUGGGACGCGUGCAGGCCGAGGACGGCACGUACCAGGCCUGCACGAGGGUCACGUACAAGCCCCCGGAGGGCAUCGACGCCAUCGAUAUUCAAGAAGAUUUGUGGGAGACGGAGUUCCAGGUCGCCUGGAAGGCGUCGCGGAAGUGGGAGAAGAAGCUGUGGCGGGCCGUGUGGGAAUCAAUCGACGCGGUUACGGGGGCGUGACGUUUGAUGUCCACACAGGAAGCGGGCGGCGCGCGGCGGCGGCUACGACGCCGGCGGGAGCCACAGCCGCGACGGGUCGCCGCGCAGCCGGCGGCCGGGCCACGACAAGACCGACGGCGCGUUCCUGCCCGGUGAUAGAGUGGAGGUCGUGGGCCAGGGCAGCGGCGUCAUCACAACGGUCUCGAACCCCGUGCCGCAGCGCAGCCGGCGCCGCACGACCGAGUUGUAUGGGAAGGCCGAGACGGGGCCGGCGCCCACGAUGUACUCCGUCGUCUUCGACACCGGCCCCGCCGCGGGCAAGAGCGCGACGCUGACCCUGGACCAGCUCCUGAGGGGCGCGCCCACGUGCUGGAGCGCGCAGAAGCGGCAGCGCCGCCGCCGCGACGGCGGCGGCGAGGACGAGGUCCUCGACGACCGCGACGACGACGAGGACAUGGUCGACGAGUUCGGGGGCCUGUUCCCGACGGCGCUCCAGGUCGGCGAGCGCGUCGAGGUGCGCCAGCGCAAGGGCCGCAAGGAGGAGGUCUGGGUGCUCGGGCGCGUGAAGUCUUCGUCGGCGGUCGGCUACGACGUGGUCCUGGACGACGGCCGCGUCGAGUCCUGCGCGGCGCGCUCCGUGCGGCCGGCCGACGAGGACGGCCGCCACCUGUUGCCGUCAAAGAAGAAGAAGCGGCCCAAGCCGGCCGCGUCGCCGAAGCCGCCGAAGCGCCGGCUCUCGGCCUUUGCCGCUGACUUUUUUGCGGUGGGGGCUGAUGUGGAUGCGCUGUUCGGCAUGGACCUGAGCGUGAUUCGCCCGCGUGUGUGUGUUGCGCGCGCGCUCUGUUUGUGUGUUGUGUCCGUCGUGGCGCGUUUGAGUUGGUCGCGUCGCGCAGGCGCCCGAUGGUACCGCGGCACCGUCGACGACCUCGUGAAGGACGGCGCCGGCAAGCUCAAGUUCUACGAAAUCCGCUGGCCGUCGAACGACGACUGCAACCGCAUCGCGCCGACGAAGGUGCGGCCGCACGAGGGGGGGACGCCGGACGGGUGAAUUAACAGCUAAAAAAUUCUUAAAACUAGAAGUCACAGACAACU